CAAAGUAAAAAAAUAAUAAUCUGGCGGUGCGCGUACAGUACAGUACUCUCUUUAUAACGAAAUUUGCGUCACGCGUACUGUAAACUGUUCCUAAUGUACGCGUAGAAAGUGAUGCAUACUUUCUACUUUAUAUGCGGUGAAUCACUUCCGACUCCGCUGUGACAUAGUUCCGUUCCUUGUUGCGUUGUGUUUUGCAUUGAGUGGCUAAGCUAAAGAGCUGAAGGAGAUAUUAGCUGUUAUGCUAACAGUAUGAGCGCGUCGCGGAAACUGCUCAGCUACACGGCUGCCGUGGCAGCGCUGAUCGCCGGAUACGCGUCCUGGAGGAGCCUUGAUCCCGGAGACCAGCGGAACCGAGAACUACUGAAGAACCUGCCAGAGUCAAACCCAUUGCGGAUGGAGGAGAACAGGAGGAGGAACGCUCAGAUCAUGGAGAUGCUCAAAGAUGCUGCACAGACCAACGAGAACAUAGCUCGCACCUAUGGCAGCCAGAAAUAACCACACCCAGUCACCCUCUUAACCAUACCCUCCAUGUAGCUCCACCCACUGACCCCAUCCUCUCUGAAACUCCACCCACUGUCCCUCCCACCCUUUAACUCCACCAACUAUAGCUGUAGAGGAGCUCCACGGUGCUGAUGUUGAACCUGUGAUGAGCUCCACACUGGCACUUGUGGUGUGGAAUGAGGAGAAACACCUCCUCCUGAGAAAUGACUGGAAA
Messenger RNA from Ictalurus furcatus (blue catfish), 715 nucleotides. RefSeq names its product ubiquinol-cytochrome-c reductase complex assembly factor 3. The transcript is spliced from 2 exons. Bases 250 to 495 code for a protein of 81 amino acids. The record is from RefSeq and is a predicted model, not a curated record. NCBI's taxonomy places the organism in Eukaryota, Metazoa, Chordata, Actinopteri, Siluriformes, Ictaluridae. Gene Ontology annotation, biological process: mitochondrial respiratory chain complex III assembly.